AGUCAAAGUCCUAUUGAUACCCAAAACUUCUCUUCCUCUCUCUCUCUCUCUCUCUCUCCCUCUCUCUCUCUCAAAUAAUCAGACUUUUUUUUCCUGUAUUCUCUACCUGUGGACCAUAAUCUCUCUCUCUCUCAAAUACAUGAUAGUCGCUAUAAAGCUUAAAAAAUAAGGUAAAAGAAGGAGGAACAAACAACAAUAUACUCAUCUGCUGCCCCUUUUUCCUUCUGUACCAAAACAACUGUUUCACUGGCAAGAGUGGCAACUCCACCCAAAAUGAGCCAGUGCGUUCCAAGCUGGGAUUUAGAUGAGAAUCCCAGCCCUACUCCCAGGCUUUCUCUUCGUUCUAACUCCAAUUCCACUGCUCCUGAUGUCCCCAUGUUGGCCUAUGAAGUAGCGGAGCUAACAUGGCAAAACGGCCAGGUAGCCAUGCACGGCUUAGGUCUACCACGCGGGCCUGUCAAACCCAUACCUUCAACCUCUUCUCUUGCCAAGUACAACACUUGGGACAAGCCACGCGCUAGUGGUACCUUAGAAUCAAUCGUAAACCAGGCCACUCUGAUACCCCACAACCACCUCAACCAUAACAGCAACAAUCACGGCCAAAAACCCCGCUCUUUCGAUGGCGGUGGCGGUAGCGACAUGGUCCAGUGGUUCCACUCCCGUGCAGCCGUGGCCACCACCUCGGCCACCAUGACUAUGGAUGCUCUAGUCCCUUGUUCCAACUGCACCGACGACCAGACCACAACCCAAGCCGGCCUUGGUGGCAGCGGCACGUGUGUGGUCGGGUGUUCUACACGCGUUGGGUCGUGUAGUGGCCCUGUUGGUGGUGGUACUAUGACGCAUGACCAAGAUGAGAAUGUCAUAAUAGAACGCGCUAACAACGAGGCGCGUGUAGCAAUCCCCGCCACGGCAGCGGCGGCGGCGGCGGCACCCGAAUGGAGCAGCAGAGACCAAAGCGUCUCCGGCAGCGCCACGUGUGGAAGGGAUAGUCAGCAUGUUACACUUGACACGUGUGAGAGGGACUUGGGUGUGGGGUUCACUUCCACUUCACUGGGUUCCAUGGAAAACACUAGCCCUGGCAAGCCUUGCACUAAGGCCACCACUACUGGUGAUGACCAUGAUUCCGUUUGUCAUAGCAGACCACAGAGGGAGGCACGUGAUGUGGUGGACAAAAAGAAGAGUUCAGCAAAAUCCUCAGUCUCAACGAAACGGAGUAGGGCUGCUGCUAUUCAUAACCAAUCUGAACGUAAAAGAAGAGAUAAAAUAAACCAAAGGAUGAAGACACUGCAGAAGCUGGUCCCCAAUUCGAGUAAGACUGACAAGGCUUCAAUGCUUGACGAAGUGAUUGAAUAUCUGAAGCAAUUGCAAGCUCAAGUCCAAAUGAUGAGCAGAAUGAGUAUGCCACCAAUGAUGUUACCAAUGGCCAUGCAACAACAACUUCAGAUGUCCAUGAUGGCACCAAUGGGCAUGGGGAUGGGAAUGGGCAUGGGACUUGGUAUGGGGAUGGACAUGAACAAUAUCAAUCGGUCCAACAUCACUGGCAUCUCUCCUGUUCUUCACCCUACUGCUUUCAUGCCUAUGACCUCAUGGGAUGCCGGCUCUGGUGACCGGAUACAAGCUACUUCACCCGCGGUAAUGGCAGACCCCUAUUCCACAUUCCUUGCGUGCCAAUCACAGCCAAUGACCAUGGAUGCUUACAGUAGGAUGGCGGCGGCCAUGUACCAGCAGCAGCAGCUGCAUCAACCUCCACCUUCUAGUUCUAAGAGCUAAGCUUUCUGCAAUCUUUGUUUCAUUGCUUGCCAUGCCUAUCUUGGGAUCAAUACCAGAAAUUGGGUGCGUGAGGUUGAUACGGUUUAAUUUGUGUUUUCUGCAAGAGCAUAGAUGCAGGGGUGGUGUGUUUAAAUGAUGCAAGUAUAUUAAUGUAUUUUAGCUCCAAGAGAUGAGCAGAUAGCAAAAAUUAGAGCCUUUUUUGGGGGUAAUCAGUUAGUAAAUAGUUGGUGUACAAUAUUCUCUUUUAAUUUUCAACUGAUUAAUUUGCAACCUCUAUAAUGAUUUUGUAUUUUUUGAAUGUAUAAUGUAUAAUGUAUCUUGAUUUGUUAUUA
Molecule: messenger RNA, 2102 nt
Organism: Quercus robur (English oak)
Lineage: Eukaryota; Viridiplantae; Streptophyta; Magnoliopsida; Fagales; Fagaceae
Product: transcription factor UNE10
Exons: 6
Coding region: 274-1770 (498 amino acids)
Cellular component (GO): nucleus
Molecular function (GO): protein dimerization activity
Source: RefSeq, a predicted model, not a curated record